AUGACUGAACCAGAGGUAGCUCCCUAUGGAGGGUUUAUAGUGAAAACUUUGGAAGACGAAAAAGCAAACGAAGCUCAGCUUGAAGAGCUAGCUAUAGAAGUUGACUAUAAUGGAACCACUCAAAGACUAAGACCCGAGGCAUUGAGAUUGAAUGGAGUGGAUAAUUUAUCAACAGAAGAAAUCAAGUCAUAUGUUGAGUACUAUCUCAACUACACCACAUCACGUAAUGAGGACCUCGACAAAAUAGAGUACCACCAGAUCCCGUUUGAUGAACAGGUGACAUUUCGUGUUGAAUGGAUUGACGAUUCCAACGUCAAUAUAGUUUUCAAAACAAACCAGGACAAUUUAAAAGCUUUGAGACAAUUGAGCAGCGACCCAAUAGAGAUUGACGACCAGGAUCCAAGUUUUAUUAAUGAAGUUAUACAAGAGCGUCGGGCGAAGGAUUACAACCCGAUAAUUCCUUUCCGCAGUAGUCAGAGUUUGUCAAAUCGAUUGGGGUUGAAAGAGAAACCAAAAGAGGAUAAACAGGAAGAAGGCAUGAUGGAGGAUGAAUCUGCAAUUGAGUUGCGUAUUAGACAAUCCUUCCAGCUGGAUCGCAAAGUAAAGUACGCAUCUCAAUAUUCACGAUACUAUUUGAUUCACGGAGAACCAGAAAGAACAAGGAGACCUCGACCACUGCACAGACAUAAAAGAAGAGAACCUGUGAAUGAAAUCAAAGAGGAAGAGGAAGAGGAAGAUUUAUUUGCCGACAGACUUAGCCGAGGACAUAAUAGCUCGCGUGGACAAAUUGCCGAUGAUGAGGAAGACUUGUUUGCCGAUAAGUUGAAACGCAGCAGGUCACGGUCACCAACUCGGUCCGGUGGUAGUAGUCACUACAAUCAAAGGUAA
This is a messenger RNA of Lodderomyces margitis, 888 nucleotides long. RefSeq lists its product as uncharacterized. The record is from RefSeq and is a predicted model, not a curated record. Gene Ontology annotation, molecular function: RNA 7-methylguanosine cap binding; mRNA binding. The coding region runs from base 1 to 888 and encodes 295 amino acids. Gene Ontology annotation, cellular component: nucleus; cytosol. Lineage: Eukaryota; Fungi; Ascomycota; Pichiomycetes; Serinales; Debaryomycetaceae. The transcript has a single exon.